AUGUCUGUCAUUACAAAGAGUUUACACGAAAACAAGAAUACCGAUUCUUAUCUAAGUUUUAAUGCAAGUGAAGAGCUUGAACGAAUUUCACAUAAUUGGAGUAGUUCAAUACGAAAAAACAUUGCCUUGGAACCUAACCAAAUACUUCAAAUUUUAAUUGUAGAAGUUAAAGGAAUUAAAUUAACUGAAGGCAUGGUAUAUCAAAUAAAUACACUUGGUUUGGGAUAUAAACCAUUUCAACGCUCUUUACUACAAAUACUUCUCCAAGCAAAAUUUGAAAGAUUGUACAGUACUGGUACAAAGAUUAUACCAGAGUGGAACGUCUCGCAGUUCAAUAUUUUAAAAAUGAAUCACAUUUCAACUACAUAA
Messenger RNA from Metopolophium dirhodum (rose-grain aphid), 369 nucleotides. RefSeq lists its product as uncharacterized. The transcript has 3 exons. The coding region runs from base 1 to 369 and encodes 122 amino acids. The record is from RefSeq and is a predicted model, not a curated record. NCBI's taxonomy places the organism in Eukaryota, Metazoa, Arthropoda, Insecta, Hemiptera, Aphididae.